This is a messenger RNA of Apiotrichum porosum, 3624 nucleotides long. RefSeq names its product Structural maintenance of chromosomes protein 3 (gene SMC3). Lineage: Eukaryota; Fungi; Basidiomycota; Tremellomycetes; Trichosporonales; Trichosporonaceae. Bases 1 to 3624 code for a protein of 1207 amino acids. Gene Ontology annotation, cellular component: chromosome. The transcript is spliced from 13 exons. The record is from RefSeq and is a predicted model, not a curated record. Gene Ontology annotation, biological process: mitotic sister chromatid cohesion. Gene Ontology annotation, molecular function: cohesin loader activity; double-stranded DNA binding; ATP binding.
AUGCAUAUCAAAACAAUCACCAUUCAAGGCUUCAAGUCGUACCGUGACCAAGUCGCGGUCGACCCAUUCUCCCCAAAGCACAAUGUCGUUGUGGGACGUAACGGUAGUGGAAAGUCCAACUUCUUCAUGGCAAUCCGCUUCGUCCUUUCCGAUGCCUACACAAGCAUGUCUCGAGAGGAGCGUCAGCGCCUGCUGCAUGAAGGCGCGAGCACCACAACCACUCUCUCGGCGUUUGUGGAGAUUGUCUUUGACAACUCGGACAACCGUUUCCCCACUUCCCUCCCCGAGCUGCACCUUCGUCGUACUAUCGGUCUGAAGAAGGACGAGUACUCGCUUGACCGCAAGAGUGUCACCAAGGCCGAGGUUAUGAACCUCCUCGAGAGUGCAGGCUUCUCCAGGAGCAACCCCUACUACAUUGUGCCCCAAGGAAGGAUCACCCACUUGACAAACAUGUCCGACAAGGAGCGUCUAAACCUACUCAAGGAGGUCGCCGGUACCAAGGUGUACGAGCAGAAGCGUAACGAGUCGACGCGUAUCAUGGAGGAAACCGAUUCGAAGAGGUCCAAGAUUGUCGAGCUCCUCACAACCAUCGAGGACCGUCUCAACGAGCUCGAGUCUGAGAAGGAGGAACUCAAGCAGUACCAGGAGAAAGACCGUGACAGGCGUUGCCUCGAGUAUGCCCUCCACCAGCGCGAGCUCGAUGACGUGACUGCUGCCCUCGAGCAGAUCGAAGAGGAGAAGAGCAACGACAUCCAUGUCAGCAACGAGAAGCGCAAAGAGUUUAACGAGCUGGAGUCUCGUGUCCAGGCUCUCGAGGAGGAGGUAACCAAGGCCAAGCACUCACUGGCCACCUCGACCAUCUCCCUGCAGCAGUACGAGUCUGAAAUGGCAGAUCUCGUCCGCUCCAAGACGGAGGUUGAGUGUGUCAUUGCCGACUUUGCGCAGGCUAGCGAGGCUGGUGAGACCCGCCGCAUGGCUCUCCGCGAGCAGCUUGAGUCCAUUGAGAAGCGCGUCGGCCGUGCCACCGAGAGGUUGAUGGAGCUCAGCUCUGAGCUUGAGGCGCGUGUUGCCGAGGAGCGUCAAGCCAAAGAAAUCCUCGAUACUACGUCGUCCAAGCUGCGUCUUCUUUACGCCAAGCAGGGCCGCUCUCGCCAGUUUGCUUCUCAAGCAGAGCGUGACGCCAACCUCGGCACCGAAAUCAAGAACCUCCAGGGCUACGAGAAGCAGCAGCAGAAGCGCAUUGCCAACCUCCAGCAAGACGUCGAGGGCGCCAAGGCCAACCUGGCUGAGGUUGCUGCCAAGUCUGAGGAGCAGGCGCGUGGCGAGGACGAACAGCGCGAUGUCCUCAAGCAGAUGAGCGAGGAAGUUUCCAAGCUCAAGACCGAUCAGGACAACAUGCAGGAGAAGAGAAAGGAGCUCUGGCGCGAGGAUGGCAAGCUUGCCCUUUCGGCCACAAACGCCAAGAACGAGUACGACAACGCGACGCGUCAGCUGCAGCAGAUGAUGGACAAGGACACCAACACUGGUCUGCGUGCGAUGCGUGCCAUUGCCAAGCGACUCAACCUCGAUGGUGUAUAUGGUGCGCUGUACGAGCUCUUUGAGGUCUCGGACAAGUACAAGACUGCGGUCGAGACUGUCGCCGGUGCCAGCCUGUUCCACGUCGUGGUCGACACCGACGAGACUGCCCAGACGCUCAUCGACGUCAUGACCAAAGAGAAGGCUGGCCGUGUCACAUUCAUGCCUCUCAACCGCCUCAAGAGCCAGAACGUCCAGUACCCCAAGGCCAACGACGCGGUCCCCAUGAUCUCCAAGCUCCAGUUCAACCGCGCAUACAGCAUGGCGUUUGAGCAAGUCUUUGGCCGCACGAUCAUUUGUGAAGACCUUGCGGUUGCCGCGCAGUACACCCGCAGCCACGGUCUCAACGCUGUCACCGACGAGGGUGACCGUGUCGACCGCCGUGGUGCCCUCACCGGUGGUUACCACGAUGUCCGCCGCUCACGCAUUGACGCUGCCCGCAACGUCAAGCGCUGGAGUACUGCGUACGAGACCGACGCUGGACGCCACGCCGAGGUCAAGGACGGUCUGGCCAAGCUUGAGCAGCAGAUCUCCCAGACUAUGGGUCAGAUCCAAAAGCUCGAGGCUAGGCGCAAGGCCAUUCUCGAUGACCGUUCUAACCAGGCGCGCCAGAGCAACUGGACCCAGCGCGAGGAGGAGCAGGCUCGCCAGCGUGUCACCCGUCUCGAAGGAUCCCUCAUCAGCGCCGAGGCAGAGCUGCGCGCGGCGUCGGCUGAGAGGGCGGCCCUGGAGGACGAGAUCAAGACUCCUCUCACGCAAUCGCUUUCGCCCGCUGAGGUGCAACUUCUCGUCUCUCUCACGAAGGACCAGGAAGAACAGAAGCAGGCCCACCUGGAAGCGUCUCAGGCCAGGCAAAAGAUCUCGUCUGAGCGCAGCCAGAUCGAGAUUGAGCUCACUGAGAGUCUCCGUCGUCGCAAGGACGACACCCGCCGAAAGCUCGAUGACCUCGAGGGUGCAACGGGCUCGGGUGUACUUCAGGCUGGCGAGGUGGAGGCCAAGCAGGCCGAGCAGCGCAACCUGUCUCGCAUGAUUGAGGAGCUGUCCGGACAGAUCAGGGGUGCCGAGGAUGACAUUGACUCGUCCAAGACCGAGAUUGCCGAAAAGUCUUCAAGCCUCGAAGAGCUGCAGACUGAGCAGAUGGAGAGCACCCGCGCCAUCCUCAGGGUGCAGAAGAACUCGGAGCGCUACCUCACCAAGCGUCAGACUCUGCUCACCCGCAAGGAGGAGGGCCAGACUGCCAUCCGCGACCUAGGUGUUCUUCCCGAGGAGGCCUUUACCAAGUACACGGACACUCGUGCCGAUAAGCUUGUCAAGCGACUCCACAAGAUCAACGAGAGCCUCAAGUCGUAUGGCCACGUCAACAAGAAGGCGUUCGAGCAGUACAACAACUUCACCAAGCAGCGCGACGACCUCUUGAAGCGUCGCGAGGAGCUGGACACCUCUGCCGAGUCUAUCCAGCAGCUCAUUGAGACGCUUGACCAGCGCAAGGACGAAGCCAUUGAGCGCACGUUCAAGCAGGUCUCGGCGUACUUUGAGGAAGUGUUUGAGCAGCUCGUUCCCGCCGGUCGCGGUGAACUGGUCAUGCAGAAGCAGAUCAACACGUACAACGACGAGGAGACACAGGAGCCCACUCCCGCUGCCGGCGCGAGCGAGAUCGACUCGUACACUGGUGUCUCGAUCAGGGUGUCGUUCAACUCGAAGCAGGACGAGGGUCUGCGCAUCCAGCAGCUCUCUGGUGGUCAAAAGUCGCUUGUCGCGCUCGCAACUGUGUUUGCGAUCCAGAAGUGCGACCCGGCACCUUUCUACCUCUUUGACGAGAUUGAUGCCAACCUCGACCCUCAGUACCGUACCGCCGUGGCCUCGAUGAUCCACUCGCUCUCCGAGUCUGCCCAGUUCAUCACCACCACCUUCCGCAGUGAAAUGCUCGUCCAGGCCGACAAGUUUUACGGUGUCUACUUUGACAAGCAAAAAGUGUCGACCAUCAGCACCAUUACGCGCGAGGAGGCGUACGAGUUCAUCGAGACUGCUGCGGAGAUGCCGUCCAAGUAG